AUGACAGAUCUGCAUAUUGGGCAUUACCCCAAUGCCAUCCAGGGUAUGGCUCUUGGAGAAGGAUAUGCUCAGGAUAUACCGUUUUAUGUCAAGUCAUGGCCUGUUCCAUCACGCGUGUCACACAAAUCACAUAUUGACCCGCAUGGGUCGAAGGCAUGGGCAAAAAGGGAUGCGGAUCCGCAAUUUCCUUCGACACGUGUCACUGACGGAUGUAUUUGGCGUGAACAUGGAGUGUGGGACUGGGAUGAGGAAAAGAAUAAGCCCGUUGUUUUACAAGCUGACUACUUUGAUGUGGAUCCUCGCCCAGGCUAUGGGCGCCAAGCAAUCGAGUGGUACCGCGAUUUUUAUGGGCCGUUCGCUUUAAAAUUCCAGGAAAGGCUUUCUCAAGUACAUCCGAAUGCUUUGUUCUUCGUGGAACCUAUUCCUAACGAGUUUAUGCCUCAUUGGUCCGCUGGACAAGGCUCUCCGGUCCCUGGCACAACCCAAACAUCCAUUGCUCUCGCCCGACCAGAGCGCUUUGUGUACGCACCACAUUUCUACGAUUUAAAUGUUUUAUUUUUUAAGGCUUAUACCGGAAUGAGUGUAAAUGUACAGGCUUUGAGUCGGGGUGCAUUCAUUCUCAAGGCACUAUAUUUUGGUUCCUACGGACUCAUGCGCAAGUAUGUAUAG
Molecule: messenger RNA, 669 nt
Organism: Malassezia sympodialis ATCC 42132
Lineage: Eukaryota; Fungi; Basidiomycota; Malasseziomycetes; Malasseziales; Malasseziaceae
Exons: 2
Coding region: 1-669 (222 amino acids)
Source: RefSeq, a predicted model, not a curated record